AUGAACAACUUCGGGGUGAUAGAGCUCGCGAGCACGAAGACGACGAACGCUCCGGGCUGGGCCUAUGUGCCAGACACAGGGACGGGGCUGGGGCCUGCGGCAGCGUCGGCGUCGCUGCCGCCGGGGAACCGCAAGCGGGCGGCGCGCAGCGCGGCGGGCGGCGGCGGCGGGGGGGCCAACCUGAGCGCGCUGUGCGCCGACGCGGACGCGCGGCAGGAGGCGAAGCUGCGGCGCGAGAUCGAGGCGCUCGACCGCGACAACUACCACCGCGACGUGGCCAUCGCGGUCCCCGCGCCCGCGUCGCGGGGCGCCAGGAAGCACACCCCCAACGUCCGCAAGAUCCUCCAGUCCCAGAAGACGUUCGCGAACCACCUCGACGACUACGGCGCCCUGCUCGCCCACGCCGACACCACCAGCACCGCGGGCGCCCCUUCCGCAGCUGCUGCCGCCGUCGCCGCCGCCGGUGGAGGAGGAGGAGGAGGAGGAGGAGGAGGCACACCGGCCGCCGCCGCCGCCGGCUCCCGCCGAGCGACCGUAGCCGCGGCGCCCGCGCCCGCAGAGAAGCCGCAGCACAAGCGCCGGAAGUCGCAGGCGGCGCCGUCCCGCCGCGCCUCCGCGUCCGGGCGCAAGGCGACGACGCCUGUCAAGCUCGAGGAGGACGUGCCGAUGACGGACGCGGACGCGGGUACCGCGGCCGAAGCCGGCGGCGACGCCGCCGCCGCCGGCGCGCCGGCGCGCAGCUCCAUACUGACUCCCUACGCGCGGCCGCACGGCGGGGACGGCGACGACGAAGAGGAGGCGGCUCGGCGGCGGCGGCGGGAGGCGGAGGAGAGCGCGGACCCGCUGCUGGCGUCGCGCGUGCCGCCGCGGCCGUCGGACGCGGAGCUGCGGGCGCUGCUGGCGGCGCCGCCGCUGAGCUACGGCGAGGCGCGCGGCCGGUGGGACGACGAGCGCGACGGCGCCGCCAUCGGCGGCCGGCGCUACCCGCCCCGCGUCUUCUGCGAGGUCUGCGGCUACUGGGGCCGCGUGCGGUGCAUGAAGUGCGGGGCGCGCGCCUGCGCGCUCGACUGCCUCGAGACGCACCGCGAGGAGUGCGUCGCGCGGUACGGCCUGUGA
Messenger RNA from Durotheca rogersii, 1116 nucleotides. RefSeq lists its product as uncharacterized. Bases 1 to 1116 code for a protein of 371 amino acids. NCBI's taxonomy places the organism in Eukaryota, Fungi, Ascomycota, Sordariomycetes, Xylariales, Xylariaceae. Gene Ontology annotation, molecular function: nucleosome binding. Gene Ontology annotation, biological process: chromatin remodeling. Gene Ontology annotation, cellular component: Swr1 complex. The record is from RefSeq and is a predicted model, not a curated record. The transcript has a single exon.